Molecule: messenger RNA, 414 nt
Organism: Phytophthora megakarya
Lineage: Eukaryota; Oomycota; Peronosporomycetes; Peronosporales; Peronosporaceae
Source: the annotation of a GenBank genome assembly
AUGCCUGAUUUAACAGUGAACGAGGCGGAGUACAGGGGCCAGGGGCGAGUCGUGUUCUGUGAUGAUUCCAACUUGGUGAUCCGCCAGAUGAGAGGCGAGAUCGACUGUAAGGCGCCAGCUGUUACGUCAGAAGGCGUUGAACCAACUGCGAUCUUGGCCGAAGCACGAAUUCUUACACGUAAAGAUUUAAAGUGCCGACAAGCUCGCCAGUGCCGCCUUGCAACAGGGAGAACGGCAGGACUUAUCACGCUGAACAGAUUGCACGAAAUACACGAAGGGAACACGGAGUUACUGAUCUGGGCUGACCUGUUCACCGGAUACAUGAUCGCCAAGGCUGGACCAUCGCGGGGAGCCCAAGCGGUGGCGGAAAACUACGAGGAAUGUGUCUUCAAGCGGUUGGCGCAAGUGAAGUAA